Messenger RNA from Exophiala aquamarina CBS 119918, 4548 nucleotides. RefSeq lists its product as uncharacterized. The transcript has 2 exons. Gene Ontology annotation, biological process: protein deubiquitination. Bases 1 to 4548 code for a protein of 1515 amino acids. The record is from RefSeq and is a predicted model, not a curated record. Lineage: Eukaryota; Fungi; Ascomycota; Eurotiomycetes; Chaetothyriales; Herpotrichiellaceae. Gene Ontology annotation, molecular function: cysteine-type deubiquitinase activity.
AUGGGAGCCCAGGAUAGAGAGUCCUACAAUAGCGACGUCGAAAUGGCCGAUGGUGAAACCCCCGGCCUGACGCCCUCAGACCCUCAGGCUAGCCCGGAUACAAAAGCCAAACAACAAGAUACAGGCCAGAGACACCGCGAAAAGCCUUCCGCCGACUCCCUCACUCAUGCCUCCGAUCCACGCUCCCUUCAUCAGAACCUUCCUUCCGAUAACAGUGCCAGUUCCGCCUCCGAUUCCCUCAUUCCCAGUCCUUCCAACCAGUCCACCGCGGGAACCUCUUUGAAUGCCGAUGGAUUCGCUAUCCCACCCUCAACUCCCUCGCUUCCCAGUCUCGAUGAACAGGUCGCCAAAGUCACCCAGAUCAGCUUGAAAGAGCCUCAAGAAGGGGACAUUGGCUAUCUAGUCUCUAACAAAUGGCUAGUCCGCGUGCAAGCCCGGAGUUCCUUCGCUUCGGAUUUGAUCAAUCCGCCCAAAUCUGCAACCGAAGGAGAGAUUGGCCCCGUGGAGAACUCAGACUUGGCUAUGGUCAUUGAAGAUUCAGGCAAGCUCAUGGACGAAGCCGGACAUCCCUACGUACCUCUUCGACCUGGCUUGACACAAGGAGAAGAUUACCAGAUUCUCCCUCAGGAGGCUUGGGAUCUGAUCGUUUCAUGGUAUGGCCUUGCCAAAGACUCACCGGUCUUGACGAGGUAUGCCCAUGAUUCGCAGGUUGAUGGUGCCGAAGUGGCCAAUGUUGUCUACGAGCUUAGCCCUCCCAUCUUUUCCUUCCUGAAAGUCCCCAGCGAGCACACCACCCAAACUCAGCGUGAAAAGGACCUUCCGCCUCAACGCCUACUGGCCAGCAAGAGGAAACCGUUUAUGCAGUGGUUGAAGGAGGGAAAGGAAUUACUCCACAUCGAUCUAAACACUCAAGUCCGUGUGUGGAGGAUUCUUGGUGGCCUCAAAAACUCCAGCGGCUCUGGCAUCAUUACACCCAUCGCCUCAAGAAGUGCUUCUCCGGCUCCAGGUGCAGAGAUCGUGGCUUCAGCGGGAGAUAGGAUGCUCCUUGAUGUCAAUACAUUUGCUUCGCUGCUUAUUGGUGAGCAUCGAGAACUCCUUGAGAUCAAGGAUCAGACUGGCAACUCUAAGUACAAUGGUAGCUUGACUUUGGGCACGGCCGGCCUGGGACGAGAUGAGGUCAUCUGUUUGGAAGAACAAAAACCUGGAAAGGAGGAGUGGCCCAGCGAAAGCUCGAAACUUUCUAUCAAGGGACUCAAGACCACUGCCAAAAACCUCACAGUUAGCGGGAGAACCAGCCCUGCUCCUGGUAUGGUUACUCGCGGUCGGCAAAAGCAAGCUGGAAGACCGCGCGGAAUCACUGGACUCAGCAACUUGGGAAAUACCUGCUACAUGAACUCUGCCCUGCAAUGCAUCCGAAGUGUCAAAGAACUCACCGAUUACUUUCUACUUGAUGAGUGGAAAAAGGAUUUGAAUGUCACCAAUGUCCUUGGACAUAGAGGCGAGGUUGCCAAGGCCUAUGCCAACCUCCUCCACCAGAUCAAUGACGAGAACUCAUCGUCGACGAACCCGGGUAGAUUCAAAGCCGUCAUAGGUAGACAUGGUCCAAGCUUCUCCGGCUAUCAGCAGCAAGACUCGCAAGAGUUCCUGCUUUUCUUGCUUGAUGGUUUGCAGGAAGAUCUGAAUCGAGUGCUCAAGAAGCCAUAUGUUGAAAAGCCUGACUCCACAGACGAGAUGGUCAACAAUCCAACUGCUCUCAAGGAAUUCGCUGAUAAAAAUUGGGAGAUAUAUAAAGCAAGGAAUGAUUCUGUGGUUACAGACCUCUUUGCUGGCAUGUACAAGUCCACCUUGACUUGUCCAGUCUGUGACAAGGUCAGCAUCAUUUUUGACCCCUUCAACAAUUUGACCUUGCAACUCCCUGUCGAGAAUAACUGGGCGAAAGAGAUUCUCUAUUUCCCUCUACACAAGCGGCCAUUUCGAAUAGACGUGGAUAUCGACAAGCACUCAAGUAUCACAAUGCUGAAAGAAUUCGUCGCUAAACGCACCCACGCUGAUAUCCAACGACUGCUAGUUGCCGAGUCGUACAAGAACAAGAUAUACAAGAUCUUCGAUAACAACGUGGUCAUCUCAGAAGCGAAUAUUCAACCCGCCGAUAUUAUUUGUGUGUAUGAGUUAAAUUCCGUCCCGACAAACUACAAUCCCAACAAGGUCAAGAAAUUCUCACUGUAUACAAUAGGUCGUGAGACAGAGGAUGACCUGGUUGAAGAUGAUAGCGCCGAAGCUGAUUCUUUGUUGGUACCUAUGUACAACAGAUUAGUCAAGACUCCUGCAAGAGCAGCUAGCAAGCCUUUCUUCGGGCAGCCAACCUAUCUUGUUCUCAACCGACAGGAUCGUGCUUCGUACGAUGGAAUCCUCAAAAGGGUUCUUGGCAAUGUACUGGGCAUGACGACAACAAAUCUACUCGAUGCCGACAUUGACUCGGACAACGCCGGGAUUACACCUGAAGGCUCCGAUACAGUUGUGAUGGCAGACGACGUCUCUAGCUCAGAUUCAAAUCCACCGCUAGCAGCUUCUUUACAGGACGAAGAUGGCAUCGUCGAUGUUUCAAUGCGUGACGCAAGUCAAGCGCCGGAGGCGAGAUCCCAAUCCCCUACGUCCACGUCUGACUGGUUCCAUCAGCCAGGAGUGAAGGUUCCCCAGUCCCUGAAAAGUCUAUUUACCAUUCAUGUGGCAUCUACCGGUGAAGGAAUCCCGACUGGCUGGAAUCAGAUCACAGAGAGCCAUGAUUAUGACACCAUCACAACGCGCAUCCCGAAAAGCGUGUCUCAUCGACCAGCAAGGUCCAAUGGAUCUCUCACUCUUGCGAAUGGAGAUGAUGGGUCAGCAACAAGUGAAGAUGAACUGGCAGGAGAUAUUGAACAUGAUGAACACAUCAUAUCAAGCGAUGAGACAGGCUCUGAGUCAAACGGCAGUCCCCUGCCAGUGGAUCCGGAUUCGGACAAUGGACUAGCUGUCCACCGUUCGAGUAAGGCGAGAAACCCCAAGUCAAAGCGAUCCAAACGGCAGCAGCGAAGUAAGGGUAAUCUUAAUAAGAAGCGCACGCAGCGUCGGACACCUCCGCCUCCACCCCAGCCUCAACCCAAAGUAAGCAGCAAAGGAUUGAUUCGCCCUGGCGAAGCCAUCGUCCUUGAUUGGAAUCAAGAUGCUUUCGAGUCUCUUUUUGGUGGUUCAGAAACUAGCACAGAAGAUGCAGAAGCCUUCCAUGGCGCACCAACCUGGAAAAGUGUUGAGCUCUUCCAUGAUGCUGAACUGGUCGCAAAACGUGCUCAGCGAACAAGUCGGAGGAAGAAUGGCAUCUCAUUAGAUGACUGUCUAGCUGAGUUUGGCAAAGCCGAGACACUGUCAGAACAGAAUGCCUGGUAUUGUCCACGUUGCAAAGAACAUCGUCGUGCAGACAAGACCUACGAGCUGUGGAAAAUACCCGACAUCCUUGUCAUGCACCUGAAACGAUUUAGCUCGAAUCGAAACUUCCGUGACAAGCUGGAAGUCAAGGUGGAAUAUCCAACUGAAGGACUAGAUCUCAAUGGAAUGGUGAGGGACAAGGAAGAAGGCAAGAGUCUCAUCUAUGAUCUCAUUGCAGUGGACAAUCACUAUGGAGGCCUUGGCGGCGGACAUUAUACUGCCUAUGCGAAGAACUCUGUCAACAAUAAUUGGUAUGAAUACAAUGACUCCCACGUUUCUCAACGUUCAGAUGAACGGACUGUGGUGACGAGUGCGGCAUACCUUUUGUUCUAUCGCAGGCGGGAGACUCCACCUGGUCACCCUUUAGGCGGACCACUGAUCGAGGCAAUGAUGGCGCGAGACUACUUGGAAGUCGACUCUGAGAAUCCUCAAGCAUCUCGUGAACCUUCCCCGGUGGCGGGGGAAGGUCAGCGUCUCGGCGACUCCUCCCACAAUGGGUCGUCGAGCGCUUUCACAGCCGGUCAAGGUCACCGCGUGGGAGCGGUUGGCUUGGCCAUGGAAGAGGAAAAUCCGAGUCGCGGUCUACUAGCCGAAACCGCAAGUCUACCGAGACUGAUCGGACCGGCAGUCAGUGAUGAGCUACCAUCUUACAGCGAGCACGAUGCUCGCGGCAUGAACAUAGACGAUGGUGAUGAGGGUGUUGAUAUGAGUUAUGGUCCAACUCCGUGGGACUCAGGCGGAGGCUGGUCAUUUGACCAACUAAACACACAGUCGCGCAUGGCGGCCCCUUCGGAAGAUGGCAUGUUCGGAGAUAAUCGCAGUAAUGACAGCACGCGUGUUGAAGGUAACAUUGGGAGUCCAAAUCAUAGUCUCCUUACCAUGGACGAUGGCGAUGAGGUGGAUAACCCUAUCUACAGUGAACCUGUCACCAGCGAAGAUUAUGGCAAUCGGAGCAUGAGAGAAAGUGCUCCUCCUCCUGAAAUUCCAGGAAUGUCCAACAUACCCAAUGAGGAUGAGGAUGAUCUGCCGGUAAUGGAACUGACGGCAGAUCCAAGCGGUGAGCUCAAAUUCCGAUCCGAGGCACGUUGA